Molecule: messenger RNA, 756 nt
Organism: Striga hermonthica
Lineage: Eukaryota; Viridiplantae; Streptophyta; Magnoliopsida; Lamiales; Orobanchaceae
Source: the annotation of a GenBank genome assembly
AUGGAAUCAACUUAUAGAACAUGGCUCGCUGCAUUGAAGAAUGCCAAUGGUGUUUGGAAUGUCGAUGAGCUAGGAAGGGAUCUCAGGACAACCCUCGGCACAACAAAGUGGCAGUUGGAAGAAUUCGAGCGUGCAACGAGAUCGAGUUACAUCAGCACUAACUCGGCUGAUCACGACGCAAAAGAUAGACAUCAAGAAUUCAUAGUUGCUAUCAAGGAUCAGAUAACAAAAGUUGAAAGCUCUUUAACCAAAUCCACAGUUUCACAUGGCAAGCCACCCCUGCCCUGGGUGCGAUUAGAUGAAGGUGAAAGAAAUGAACUUGCCUUAUUUCUUUCGGAACCAUCUUCGAAUAUGACCUCGAGCAAAGCUCACAGUAAACAGGGAGUGGAAAGCUUGCAAGAGGCCUGUGGACUAACAACGAAUAAGACUUCAAGGAGUUCAGCUCAUUUAGUCGAGUUGGACCAAGUGAGCGGUAAGAAAGAGAAGUUUUCAGGUCAUCGUAGGACGGCUAGUGCCAGUGCUGACAUUGGAUCUUGGAAAAUUAUGGUGCCUGAUGAUGUAUUGACACAUAGUCAAUCCAAAAUAAAUCCCGAUCCACCCCCACGAAAGAUACCUAGUAUUUCUAGCUUCUUGAAUACCAUGGAAUCUUCUGUAUCUCAAUUAAAAUGGUCAAGGAAUGGUUAUAAGAAAUUAAAGGUUACAGACCAGCCUCAAGAAUUUGAUGCUACAGUGCCGAAGCAUCAGAAUUUGACCCGA